GCCGUGGCAGAACUCACCCUCUAACCGAACCUUUGAUAACAAAAGUAAAGCUGCCGUCCAUUGCCUCACGGGUCGACCGAUCCAAACAAGAUAGCAGAGAUCUCCGCAGCGCCGAAAAAGUUUCGAACGAAACCGUUCCUCUCACGUCGUCAAAUCCGCCGAGGAUCCUCUAACCCACGCAUCCGUCCACCGGCCAUCUCCGCGUUGCACGCACACGUAGACACGCAGACCUCGCGCGCCAUGGCCGCCAACGCCAAAGUCGCCCAGAAACGGCUCUUCACCGAAUACAAAAACCUCUCCACCGAUCCUCCCGCGGGCAUAACGGCGGGCCCGGUUUCGGAAGAUGACUUAUUCACCUGGGAAGCCCUCAUCUCGGGUCCUGAGGACACGCCCUUCGAAGGCGGCAUAUUCCCCGCCGAACUGAAGUUCCCCAAGGACUACCCCCUUUCCCCGCCGACGAUGCGCUUCACCUGCGAAAUGUUCCAUCCGAACGUCUACCCCAACGGCAUGGUAUGUAUCAGUAUCUUGCAUGCGCCUGGAGAAGACCAGUGGGGUUACGAGAAGGCGAGCGAGCGGUGGAGUCCGAUACAGAGCGUGGAGAAGAUCCUGAUCAGUGUUAUGAGCAUGUUGGCGGAGCCAAAUGACGAGAGUCCUGCUAACGUCGAGGCUGCCAAGAUGUGGCGGGAUAAGAGGUCGGAAUACGAGAAGAUUGUGCGGAACAACGUGAGGAAGGGAUUGGGAUUGUGCUAGAAGCUGAGAUAUAUCUUUUUCUUUUUCAUGCAUGUUCAGGCGCGCGAUGGAUGGCCUCGAGCGUACUGUAUAAUUUGUCCUUAUGAUUGACUACGUUGAGCGUUCUUCGCUCCGGCUACAGGUUAACUGUUCAUGACCCCGAACAGCUUCGAAAGAUUCGCCUCAUUGGAUUCAACCACUCCGGAGUUGUUGGAGCUUCGAUUCAUCUUACAGCAAAUCAAAGCCUCCAUCUGAUCAAACUUUGUCCACUAGUGAGAAUCGCAUUCAAUGGAUCAGACUAGGUGGAUCAGCGAGAAAACGGAGUUUUUGAUUUUGACAUUUAAAAAUAGAUUUAACAUCAGACUAGGAGGCAGCUAGAUGGUCCUCAAAUCUCUUCAGGUCUUCUUGCAAGAAUUACGUUUCUCUUUGUGGAAACUCCAUAUCACUGCUGUUGAGAAAGGUGGCUUCCAAAAGCCAUGACGAAAGUGUUGAAAGAGGUCACCUUUGGAACACCUUUAUGUCCUUCCUCAUCACAUAGCCUUAUUCAAAUUCCCAAC
Molecule: messenger RNA, 1286 nt
Organism: Verruconis gallopava
Lineage: Eukaryota; Fungi; Ascomycota; Dothideomycetes; Venturiales; Sympoventuriaceae
Exons: 1
Coding region: 241-750 (169 amino acids)
Cellular component (GO): endoplasmic reticulum; cytosol
Source: RefSeq, a predicted model, not a curated record